GACUGCACGAGAAGAUCAGUCCAGCAGCAUUAAACAGGACUGGAUCCUUGGACGUCCCGGUAGCAUUAGGGUGAGCACGUAGGCUCGCAGCUCUCUGAAUGGGACGGUACAGCUGGAAGCUCUUUUUCCUCACCGGCUGCACAUCACCAACAUGCAGCCUCACUGGCCGCAGCCACCUGACACCAUACCCAACAUGCUCUCAGCACCGCACCAAUGAGAGGCUUCAAACUCGCCUGCACUGCCAGUAACUCUAACCGGAGUUCCCCUGCUUGCUCUCCAGUUCUGCGGAAGCGGUGUCGAUCUCCCAUUCUGCAGAGCAUAGAGACAGACAUCAUGGUGGAGAAAGGCUCAGACCAUUCAGACACCUCCAAGUCUCCAUCCACCCCUGAGCAGCUGGUCACACGCACGUUCUCUGGGCAGUCAACACGAAGCGGAGCCAAGAACUCCAAGAAAAGCCAGAGCUGGUACAACGUCCUCAGUCCAACAUACAAACAACGCAAUGAGGACUUCAGGAAGCUCUUCAAGCAGUUGCCAGACACAGAACGUCUCAUCGUGGACUACUCAUGUGCUCUGCAGCGGGACAUUCUACUGCAGGGGCGCCUCUACCUCUCCGAAAACUGGAUUUGUUUUUACAGCAAUAUCUUUCGAUGGGAGACGCUGCUUACAGUACGGUUGAAAGAUAUCUGCUCCAUGACGAAAGAAAAGACAGCACGUCUCAUUCCCAAUGCUAUCCAGUUGAGCACAGACACUGAGAAGCACUUUUUUACAUCGUUUGGUGCGAGGGACAGGACUUACAUGAUGAUGUUCAGACUUUGGCAGAAUGCACUGUUGGACAAGCCCCUCUGCCCUAAAGAGCUCUGGCACUUUGUACAUCAGUGUUAUGGAAAUGAGCUGGGCCUGACCAGUGACGACGAGGACUAUGUGCCCCCUGAUGAUGAUUUCAACACCAUGGGGUACUGUGAGGAGAUCCCAGCAGAAGAGAAUGAGGUCAGUAAUGAUAACUCAUCUAAGAGCAGCUGUGAGAACAAACCAGACAACAGUUCACCUCCAGCACACAAGAGAUCCAUCACCCACUCCACCAUCACCUCCACCACUCCUCCCAGCAGCACUGAUACACCACUGUCUUUUGACAUCUCUGCUGAGGAAUACACUGACUGCCUUCCCGAUAGUGAUCUGCUGCCACUCCCUCUGCUGGCUGAGGAGAGGAACUGCGAACCGGACAGCCCUCUGGAUCCUGUGCCCUCACCUGCCCUAGACUUCAACGACAAUGAGGAUAUACCCACUGACAUCAGUGAUUCCUCAGAAACACAUGAUGAAGUAGAUGAAGUACAAGCAUUCCACGAGGAUCUGAAUGGCCGUCAGUACAUUAAUGAGGUGUAUAAAUUCAGUGUUGAUAAGCUGUAUGGCAUUCUCUUCACCGAGUCCCAGUUCAUGACAGACUUUAUGGAGCAGAGGAGAUUCACAGAUGUGGUGUAUCACCCCUGGAAAAAGGAGAAUGCUGGAAACCAAACGAGGGAGAUCAUGUACACUAUCUCCCUGACCAACCCACUGGCCCCCAAAACAGCUACUGUUUCUGAGACUCAGACCCUAUAUAAGGCCAGCCAAGAGAGUGAGUGCUAUAUCAUUGAUGCGGAGGUCAUUACUCAUGAUGUACCAUAUCAUGACUACUUCUACACCCUAAACCGCUACAUGCUAACACGCGUGGCAAAGAACAAGUGCCGGCUGAGAGUUUCUACAGAGCUCAGGUUCAGGAAACAGCCAUGGGGGUUGGUAAAGGGCUUCAUUGAGAAGAACUUCUGGAGUGGACUAGAUGAUAACUUUAAAAGCCUUGAGCUGGAGUUGGCAAAGAUGGAGGAUGCUAUAAUAGAAACCCAUAGACCAUCUCCUAAAACUAAAGCAGUAAAGAACUCCACCAUGAGGCGGAGAAAAAGACCCCUCACCCAUCUCCGCGUGAUCCAUCAUGAUGAAACCCUCAGCCCUGUUACUACACCAACAGACGAGGAGGUCAUCCAAUGCAUUAGACACGUAGCAGGUUCCACUCAGACAAGACACAUUCCCGAGCACAUCUCAGGGGGUGGGAUUUUCUGCAACAUCUCCAAACCAUUACUCAUCAUCAGCUUUGUUCUGAUGCUGCUGAUCUUUCUGAAUAUGAUGCUGUUCUAUAAACUCUGGAUGCUGGAGUACUCUACUCAGAGCCUCACCAGCUGGCAGGGUUUAUGCCUGCAUGAAAGCAGUAAACUACCGCAGACACAGAUGGAAUGGAUGGAGCUCCUUCAGUCCCAGCAGCGAUACCAUGAUGCAGAGCUGCAGAAAUGGAGAGACAUUAUCAAAUCAUCAGUAUUGUUAUUGGAUCAGAUGAAGGACUCCUUGCUGAGCCUACAGAAGGGCCUGGGUUUGCGAGAUUAUAACUCUGACUCAGAAGAAAAGAGGAGUCGAUAUUACUGACAAUUACCCUCCAGGCCACCUGGGAGCACUGUGCAAUGUAGAGCCAUGUAUGUGAGUUAGUGUCUACAGAUGUGUAUACUACACCAGGAAAGGCAAAAAACAAAGAGCCCAUCUGUGUGUGUAUGACUAUGCAUGCCAAACAAACAAUACCAGCGAUACCAGAAGAACACAUGGACCAUCUGGCGACGCUAGUGACAGUCAAUACUUUGGGCCCACCCUAGAUCGUGAAAGGAAACAGGAAUGUUGCAGUCCAAGUUCGCAAACAUGGGCCAUCACUGUUCCAGCAUUUCCUUUUAGAUUCACUUUUAGAGGAUGUGUUACUAAAUGCUUUGGCUAGAGGAAUGGAAAAAGCAAUGUACUGAGGAGGAAUGCAAUGAAAAUCAAGAGCAUGUUGUUUUAUAUUCGAAUCCUCUCAGUCCUCCUUUCUUUUGAAGUGGUUUUCAUUUUAUUGGUUUAUUGGUGCACAGAUGAGGAAAUAUUAGGCAUUUUAGUCAGUAGGGCGUGGUUUCCCUGGUUUGACCUGUAAAGGUAAAGCUGCCAUGUCCCUUUUCCUAUUUGCGAGACCUUUUCCAAGACAUUAAGAAAUCUAGUUCACCAAUGCUGUAGUAUCAGGGCUGGUUUCCUUGAUAAUUCUGUGCUAGAAGGUUUCGUGUUGCAAUUGACUGCAUUAUUCAACGCAUCAAAGUGCAUAUGGCAGUUUCUGCAAAAGGGCCACUGGCCUAAUCACAAACCUUACAUUUCUGUGAAGUGUACAUUAUUUAGUUGUGAUGUGUUAUGCUGGAAUUACAUCAUAACAGGCCAGUGAAUGACUGUGAAAAGGGACAGCGCAGCCAGGAAGAUGGAUGAAUUUUAUGACCAGAUUUAUUUAAAGAUGUUAAAAGAAAUAUAUGAAAAUGUUUGAAAAAUAUACUUUAUUCAAAAUGUAAUAUACAUUUCAAAAUCUAAAUAUAGAGAUCAUUGCAGAUAUUUAUUGUUAAUUUAUGUACAUAGACACUUAUCAAAGCACUAGACAGGCUAAAGAGUUUAUAAUUAUUAAAUCUGUGAUUUCUUCGAAAACAAGCACAAACACGUUUGAGACGUGUGUGUGUGUGUGUGUGUGUGUGUGUAUGUGUGGCCGUGUAUUUAUCACUUUGUGGGGACCAAAUGUCCCCAUAAGGAUAGUAAAACCCGAAAUGUUUGACCUUGUGGGGACAUUUUGUCGGUCCCCAUGAGGAAAACAGCUUAUAAAUCAUACUAAAUUAUGUUUUUUGAAAAUGUAAAAAUGCAGAAAGUUUUCUGUGAGGGUUAGGUUUAGGGGUAGGGUUAGGUUUAGGGGAUAGAAUAUAAAGUUUGUACAGUAUAAAAACCAUUAUGUCUAUGGAAAGU
Xyrauchen texanus (razorback sucker) is the source of this 3810-nucleotide messenger RNA. Its product is annotated as protein Aster-B-like. NCBI's taxonomy places the organism in Eukaryota, Metazoa, Chordata, Actinopteri, Cypriniformes, Catostomidae. Gene Ontology annotation, cellular component: endoplasmic reticulum membrane; endoplasmic reticulum-plasma membrane contact site; plasma membrane. The transcript has 20 exons. Bases 214 to 2445 code for a protein of 743 amino acids. Gene Ontology annotation, biological process: intracellular sterol transport. Gene Ontology annotation, molecular function: sterol binding; sterol transfer activity. The record is from RefSeq and is a predicted model, not a curated record.